Messenger RNA from Andrographis paniculata, 1308 nucleotides. RefSeq names its product 50S ribosomal protein L1, chloroplastic. Bases 34 to 1098 code for a protein of 354 amino acids. The transcript is spliced from 7 exons. Lineage: Eukaryota; Viridiplantae; Streptophyta; Magnoliopsida; Lamiales; Acanthaceae. Gene Ontology annotation, cellular component: large ribosomal subunit. Gene Ontology annotation, biological process: translation. Gene Ontology annotation, molecular function: structural constituent of ribosome; RNA binding. The record is from RefSeq and is a predicted model, not a curated record.
CGCGACCAUUUCUCAUAGUUUAUCUAUCCAUCAAUGGCGUCUGCUGCUGCGCCUGCACCUUCUGCUCUCAGUCUCAGCUUGUCCUCGCUGCAGUUCCAGGACCUCCACCACCCUUCGGCGGCCCCGUUCUCGAUUUCCUUUAGGAAGUUUGCCAGAGAGAAUCCUGUCGUCUUCGCUUGCGCUAAAACUGUCUCGCUCAAUCCGUUUCCUCUCCGGUCAUCGGAGAAUGGCCGCUCGCCAAAAUCUCUUGUGGUCGCUGCUUUAGCAGCUGAGGCGGAGGUCGCGGAAGGAGAAGCCGAGCAGGAGGAAGGCGGCGGCGGCGGCGGCGGCGUCGCGGUUGCGGUUCCUCCGAAGCCUAAGAAAGGGAAGGCGGCGUUGCCUUUGAAGAGAGACAGGACUAGGUCUAAGCGGUUCUUGGAAAUACAAAAAUUGAGAGAAAACAAAAGGGAGUAUGAUGUAAAGACGGCGAUAUCAUUACUCCAGAAAACGGCAAGCACAAAGUUUGUUGAAUCAGUAGAAGCUCAUUUCCGCCUGAAUAUUGAUCCGAAGUAUAAUGAUCAACAGCUGAGAGCCACUGUAAAUCUGCCCAAGGGCACUGGUCAAACUGUUAAGGUUGCUGUUCUUACGCAAGGGGAAAAGUUCGAUGAGGCAAAAAAUGCAGGAGCUGAUAUAGUUGGGGGAGAGGACCUGAUAGAACAAAUUAAAGGAGGAUUUAUGGAUUUCGAUAAAUUAAUUGCAACUCCAGAUAUGAUGCCAAAGGUUGCGAGUCUUGGCAAAAUUUUAGGACCAAGAGGACUAAUGCCAAAUCCGAAAGGUGGUACGGUGACAACAAACUUACCACAGGCCAUUGGAGAAUUCAAGAAAGGAAAAGUCGAGUACCGUGCCGACAAAACUGGAAUCGUCCACUUACCUUUUGGGAAGGUCGAUUUCUCCGAGGAAGAUCUCAUCGCGAAUUUCCUCGCUGCAGUGAAAUCAGUGGAAACAAACAAGCCAUCGGGGGCGAAGGGAGUGUACUGGAAGAGCGCCCACAUAUGCACAUCGAUGGGGCCUUCCGUUCGGAUAAACAUCCGGGAAAUGCUUGAGUACAAGCUUCCGUGAUUCAUUCCCUUGUCCAUAUGAACCAUAACCUACCGGAAAUGAAAUCACGGCACGGGUGCAGAGUUUACGGCCCUUUUUGUUCAUCGUCUCCAUCGUUGGAUCGAAAGCUGAAGCUCCAGUGGAAGCCUGAAUAUGUGUUUGAUGAAAUAUACUGUUGUGAAUCUCUAACUGUUGUUUAUCCUGCAUAUUCUUGAGCCUCCUUUGUUGCCA